Messenger RNA from Danaus chrysippus (African queen), 513 nucleotides. NCBI's taxonomy places the organism in Eukaryota, Metazoa, Arthropoda, Insecta, Lepidoptera, Nymphalidae. The record is from the annotation of a GenBank genome assembly.
AUGAGUUUAUUACUAGAAUCGUCUGUUUGUCUUUCUUUACCCCCACCAACUGAGUUCCGUUAUAUACCUCGCAGUAUGUCAAACUCUGGUUUAACUUCAGAAGCACAGCUGCGGUACAUUCUAGAAUGGUUCAGAGAAUUUAGUGAACUGCAGAGAGAAGAUUUUCUUCCCAUCCUAGCUGCUGCUCAUCUAGAUAAAGCGGAACAGUUAGCUGCAUCUGUAGCCUCACUGUCAUGCGAAGACAAGCCAAUCAAACUAUUCAACAGCUGGUUCCCAAAUUGGUCUGAUGAAGAGAAAGAUAGACUUGUUAGAGCGGUAUCAGAAAUAGAUUCUGAUUUUGGUAACAAAUUGCAAGAUAUAAUGGCUAAUGGCUUGCAAGUGAAUGGUGAUACCGAAGAGAAAUUUUUUCAAACUACUGCCCCUGAAGUUGAUGAGAAAAUCAUUGAAAAUGAACAAUCAGAGAUUAAAAUCACAUCGGAAACUGUCAAUGUUGAGAUUGCAGCAGCAUCUUAA